Molecule: messenger RNA, 1917 nt
Organism: Truncatella angustata
Lineage: Eukaryota; Fungi; Ascomycota; Sordariomycetes; Amphisphaeriales; Sporocadaceae
Exons: 3
Cellular component (GO): nucleus
Molecular function (GO): histone H4K20 methyltransferase activity; protein binding
Source: RefSeq, a predicted model, not a curated record
AUGCCUCCCGCAACUGCUGCAGCUGCGAAGAAGCAGCCCUUGACCUUGGAUCAAAUUUCAAAAUAUGACGAUAUUUUGACCGAUUGCUUAGUAGAUCAGACGUUCUUUCAUUCCACCAUCCCUAAGAACCGUACCACGUAUCACCCUUCGAGAGGACUCCGGGAAGAAGAAAUUACCAAGGUCAUUCAGCAGCACCUGAUAGUCGAGCCAAAUUUGGAUCUUGCUGCCUCGAAACUGCUUGCCAUCACUGGUCUGCGCAAGUUUCAUGAUGCGCUCAAGACAGACAAGGAGAAGGACGAUUUCCGCAAGCAUCUGCGUCGCUAUGCACAGAUAUACUUGCCCGAUUGCCCUUUCGAAGUCAGCACAACGAACCGAUAUACGAUUGUGACCUACGAAGCCGCUGUGACUGCGCGCCGCUUCAUCAAGAGGGGAGACCCGAUCAAGUAUCUUUCAGGCAUUCAGGUCUUGAUCACCGCCAAGGAGGAGGAGGAGAUGACCAAGCGCAAGAAAGACUUCAGCAUCGUCGUCAGCUCAAGGAACAAAUGCGCCAGCCUGUUCAUGGGACCCGCGCGCUUUGCCAAUCACGAUUGCGAUGCCAAUGCUCGACUUGUGAUCACCAGUCAAUCGACUAUUGAGAUAUUUGCAACCAAGAACAUCGAGAUCGGCGACGAAAUCACCGUUACAUACGGAGAGAACUAUUUCGGAGAGGACAAUCGCGAGUGCUUGUGUCAUUCAUGUGAGAACAGCUUGUCCAAUGGUUGGGCUCAACCCGAAGGCGAAGGGCUCCAAGCCGGCUUGGUACAAAAGAGCAUCGAGGAGCCUGCGGACGAAGGCUAUCGACUGCGUCGACGGAGGAGAGACGAUAGUAGUGCUCGGUCGUCCCGGAGCCAAUCCAGAACGCCAGACAUUCGACCGAGAGUGGCGCGCUCCAGAACCAACAUGCUCAGAACGGGAUCAAGCCGAACUUCCAUGACUGGCUCGCCUGCCCCUGAGGCUUUGCUGCGACAAAAGAGAAAGCGCGAGAUGGAGAUGCUUUCAUCACCCCCCGCCACGCCAGCUAAGAGGCAGAAGUCAGAUCAGGUUAAUGACACCCCCGUUCCAGCACCCGAUCAGAUUGUACGAAGGAAUAGUGAGGGAUCAGUAUCUCUCACCGAUUCAAUCAUGUCAGCGUCUGAUUCUGGUUCUGGCGAAUUGACUGAUGUGACGACACCUGAAGAGGAUACGAAAGAAGCAGAGUUCUCUCUUCAAUCACCAAACCCAACACCAAAGAAGACGGAACUCAAGAUCGAGGGCUCAGGCUCCAUGUUGUCGAUAUUUGGAGCCGGCGCAUUUGGUGCUUCAAGACAACCUACUAUUGCAAACCUCAUACACAGCGAUGAGAGCGUAUCUGCCACGGGCAUUCCGGCCGCCAACAUUCCGAAUGCAAGCGCUGAGGUCAAUAUCAUUCAUCCUGAAGAUCUGAAAUUGAUGGUGAUCCCUCCGCCCCUCACACCGGCAUCUAAGCCGGCUGAGCAAAUUUCUUCGACGCCAGGAGCAGCUGUCAAGAUCCCUGCCCCUUCCAAGCACAAGUCAGCGAAGACAGAACUAUGCGGAUCACCAGAACCCACCUCAGAUGAUGAAAUGGAUGAGAGAGAAGCUCGGGAACCUGGCGACUAUACACUUACUCCUCUGUUGUUAGCAGAGCCUAACUCUGCGUGGAUUGGCUGUAGAGUCUGCGAGGACUACUUUGUACAGCAAGAUGCUUACUUCACCCGCGCUUAUUGUCCGCGAUGUGAGCGACAUUCUAAACUGUACGGCUACCAAUGGCCAAAGACACAAAGGGAGGGCAAGCACGAUAAGGAGGAGCGAAUCAUGGAUCAUCGUGAGAUUCAUCGAUUUUUAGAUUCUCGAGAUGAAGCACGGGUCAGAGGCCGCAAG